GGAAAUGGAAGGUGUGAUAGAUGAAUAGUGAAGAGAAAGGAGGCGACGAAAAGCGUGUUUCAUUGCAGGAUGACCUGACUUCACGGAAGAAAAGUGAACUAAUAACUGUAUGUGUGGUAGGAUACCAAAUGUCAGGCGGUCCGUACCACCCCUCUGAAAAUCCGGGGUCAGAAGGAGCACCUGGAGAUGGUGCUCUUCAGCCACGCAAUCCACUACUGUGUUUCCUAUGUGAUGACUAUUAUAGUGAGCCAUGUUUGCUUGCUUGUUACCACACCUUCUGUGCAAGAUGUCUAAGAGGGAGAGAUGCAGAUUCAAAAAUAUCGUGCCCAUUAUGUGGGCAACAAACGGUCUUAAAAGAAGGGACAACGCUUCCUCCACCUGAUUACCUUAUGACUCAGCUCAUAGAGCUCUCCAAUGCAGAAAAUCCACCUUGUGCCAACUGUGACAAGAGAGACAAGGCUUCCAUGUACUUUUGUUCCACGUGUGGACAAGCUCUAUGCAAUCACUGCCGUGAAAACACACAUCGUGCUAAAAUGUUUUCUACACAUGAUGUUGUCCACAUGUCAAAAUGCUCAAAGGAAGGACAUAGAAGGUGUGCAGUGCAUGGAGAGCAGUACAUAAUGUUUUCAAACACUCAGAAAAAUAUGUUGUGUGUCAACUGCUUUCGCGACACACCUACCGAAGCUAGACUCCAUUGUGUUGAUAUAGACACAGCAUAUUCUCAGGGAUGUAAAAAGUUGGACAGAGCUGUUUUGUCUGUCUGUGAGCUUCAAAACUCUGUACGAGAAGGUCUUCUUAUGUUCAAAAAUUUACUAGAUGAACUGAGGCAUAAUAUGGAGAUGGAGAAGCACACAAUAAAUAGCUUUUGCCAGGGUAUGCAGGAAGCUAUUGCAAAGACCCAUGCAAAUAUGAUAAUGGAGGUACAAAGGCAGUUUGAAACUAAAGAACGGCAAUUUAGAGGACAGCUAAUGAGUUUGGGGACUGUUCUGCCUUUACUUCAACUGCAUCUUCUUCUCUGCUCAUCCUUUUCUUCAUCAGCAAACAAGUAUCAGUUUUUAGAUCUAGCUUAUCCUAUGAUGGACAGGCUAGCCGCAGUAUCACAGCUUAGUCAGCCUCUAAGACCUGUACAGUCAAGUCAGAUACGAACAAAUUAUCGUAAUGAAUUUUCUCAUGCUUUGGAGCCUUGGGUGGGGAAAGGUGCUUCUGGUACACAACAGCAGCAACAUUCACAACACCAAGAAACAUCAGGAGAAGGAGGUGGAGCUUUGUACGAAUCAUCACAACAGCAAGUGCAACAAGGCCAACCCUGUGCUGCAGUGCAUGGCCAAGUACAGGGACAUGCCCACCCUGUCAUGCUUCAUCCUCCUCCUUCUCGAAGGCAGCAUUCAGCAUUGAGGGCUAAGGCACUUGAAGGGGAAGGUCCUUUCUCCAACCACUGUAGGAGUUUUGAUACUCAGAUAAAAGAACUAAGUCAGCAACUCUGUGGUGUAAAGGAGCGGCUUGGUGAACUUCACAGAGAUGUCACGUUAUUGCGCCGGGCACAUACUCCACCCCUGGCUGCACGAUAUGAGCAUGUUACCAGAGAAUGUUCAUUACUAGAAGAACAGUUAGAAAGGCAUCAAGUUGAACUUGAAAGGCUGAAAAAUGUUUUUGAUACUUUAUGGGAAGAACAACUUUGCCGAAUCCAUGUGGAACAAGAGAUCUUCCAGUCACAGAUGAAUGAUAUUUUAACAUUGCGUUCUGAAGUAAAACACCUGAGUGCAAUUGCUCAUCAGCUGGAACCGUAUGUAAAAUCCCUAGCAACAGCAGAAUGCAUAGGACCUCAAGGAAGCACAGAUCGUGUACAGCCAAGUGGCCCUGAAUCUGGAACACAAGAAACAUCACAUCAUCAGCUGCAGUCUCUACUUGAACAUAUCAAUAUGUUACAGAUGGAUGCAGCUAACUCAUACAGAAUCAAUGGCAGUCAGAAAGUAGAAUGUCGGGUCCAUUCAGGGCAAGCAAUGACAUCUCCCACAUCAGAAAAUAUUGUGUACAUGAAAGUUGAUGGGAAAGAAGCACCAGUGCGGGAAACUUCUCGUACUCGAGCAAUGAGAGACGCCCAGCCUCUGGAUGCUACGGCUAAUGCAGUUAUAUUUGCAAGUAGACAGCAGCAACAGCAACAGCAGCACCAACAGCAACUACAACAGCAACAACAGCAGCAGCAUCCUAGUACAGCCCAAGAUUUUCAAGUUGCUGAGACAACAAGGGAUGGCAAGAGAGGUGUUCUCAGCCAGCUUAUUGAAAAAGUUCGCAUUAAGGAAGAUCGCAAAAAGUCGCCAGUGCAAGAAGAGGCUAGGGUGGUGUUAGGAAGAGAAAGGAGUAAAUCUGAUGGAAGAGGCACUAUUUGUGCAACAGACAGUUCUCGGUCAAAGCAAUCAAUGGCUGUGACAGGAGAAGAAAUGAAGCAAGUUACUAGUGCUGCAGUUGGGAAAAUUGGCACAUUCAGAACUGGUAAAAUGGAAUCUUCAUCUUGUCGGUACGGUAGCACUACCUCUCGUGAAGGAUCGUCAAAAGUUGCUUCCUUCUACCAUACUAUAAGUGGGAAAGUCUUAGGUUCAAGGGAUAGUGAUAGAUCUGAUCCUUGUGUAGUUUCUGAACAAUCUCUCAGUUCAAAUCUUCAUACACACCAUCAUUUGCCUCCUCCUCCCCCACCAACAUCCUCCAGGAGACCUCAGUCUCACCACGAAGACAUGACAGCACCUGAUUUGAUGGGGACUGCAGCAUGCACGGACGGACGUGAAAGGCUCGACAGUCACUUAAAAGACAAGUUGCACGAUACAAUGGGUCGAGCUACAAUGGUGGGACGUGCCAUUCGCCCAGGAUCAGUUGGUGAUAAAGUAGAGGACAGAGCAGGAAUGGUAAAUGAAGAAAGUGAAUAUCAAAGAAUAUUUGAUGCAACUGCUACAACAUCACCUGUCAGUGAUGGUUCAGUAGGGGGAAGUGUAACAAAGCAAGCUGUAAGAGCUAUGGUGCAUCGUGAACCUAGUGCUGUAGCUAGCACACCGUCAUCACCCCACAGGCAGAGGGGUCAUUUCAGUAAAAUGGUUAGGAUGUACCCAGCAUCUGACACAGAAGAUAAUGUAUUUUAUACUCCAGAGGAACAAACUGGAGAAGAUAAGUCCAAAAAACAGAAUUCUUGUGAAAGUUUGACAUUAAGCACAGUUUCGGUUAAUAGCAGAAGAUCAUCAAUGGAUUUAGGAGAUAGAAAAACAUUAGUUGUAGUCAUUGGAACUAGUAGUAAAGCAACCAAAGCCAGGUUAAUGCAGAAACAAAGAUCAUGGGAAACAUUUCCUCCAAAGAAACGGAGCACUGAAGAGCAAAGAGAGAGCUACAGUAAAUUUUGUAGAGAUCCUGAUGCAUUUAGAGGUGGCUUUGAAUGCAGACCACAGAGUGAUGGGGGAGGCCAGAGUACAGCUGGGACCAGGGGAGAAGGAGGAGCCCUGAAGAAAGCAGACAGCUUUGAGGGCCAUGAAGAAGCAGUAAGAACAUUGGUUGCAGCAGUUCAGGAAACAAGAACACAGCAAAUGCAGCAACAAAGGAAGCAGUCUCAGUCAAAGUCUAGCGGCAACUAAAAUAAAAGUAUUUCAGAAGCUUAUGAAGGAAGGAUCUUAUUUGUCGAUGGGGAGAAACAGGGAGAUGGUAUGAACGGUAGACAACAAAGGUGAAAGGUACUCUGAAGCCAAAACCAAGAGAAAUACACAAGCUGCAGUUGAGAACAGAAAUCAAACACAGGACAGGUAAAUGUCAGAUAUGAUUUGUCUUCAAUUUCUAAUAUAUUAAUGGAAAGCCAUUAAAGAGAAGAUAUUUAACAUAUCAGGAAGUUAACACAAUGAAUAAGUUUCCAAAAACAAGAGUCCCAAAAGCUCAAAUAUGAAGAAAUAAGAAAAAGAAGAAGGUGAAGAAAUAGCAUGAAUUAAUUAAUUAAUGGAUGAUGACUAAUAUGGAUUGGAGAGCAUAUAAAUGUAUCUACUACAGCUGUAGGACUCCAAGCUGUUGGUGCUAUGAGGAAAUUAAAAAAAAAAUAGUUAGGCAGUGAAAUUCAAAUCAAAGCUUUCCCUGAUGGGUCUGGAAAAGUAAUGGAGGAUGUGGUUUGAGCUAAAUUUGUAGUGGCAUAACAAAUGAAGGGCAGACAGCUGUAUAAGAUUCCAAAAGCUUACAGGGUCUUACAGUAGUGUUAUUUAUAUUAGGUGAGAAAGAAGUUAGGUAAUAUGCCUAGGGUGGAGAGAAUAGUUAGUAAGGUAAUGUCUUCUCAUUGUAUGACCUUAGGAGAUCAUUUUCUUAUCACAAGAGGUUGUUGAUGGACUCCAAAAACCCAGUACAAGAUCAUGAGAAGGAGGCUGCUCACGCAUUGAUAUUUAGAUGGACAAAUUUUUUUGGAUAAGCUGCAGGAACUUGAAUGUUCAGCAUGAAAGUAGAGUUAGGUGAGGGGAUGAACAUUCUGCUGCUUGAGGGAAUUUCAAGUGAACAGAAGUGUUUAUUGCAGUCAAAGUCAACACAAAGAAGGAAAGAAACCAGAAUUAUUUGCAUUUAAUUUGGGAGUAAAAUGCAGAAGAUGUUCGAGUUCAAAUUCACAAUGGAUCAAGACAGUCAAAUAAGAAAUGUGUUGUCUGUGGAGACCCACUAAAUAAAAAGUUUUGUUUCACAAUGUGGGGUAAUGAGCAACUCUUACCUCUUUCUGAACAUUCAGUUUUCUACACUUCCUCCAUUCUAACUUCCUGGCUUCAGCAACUUUAGAUUCUUUCAUGCCAUGAGUAUGCAUUUCCUACCACUUUUUUUAAAAAGCUUUGGUAAGUUGACAGUUUCAUUCACCAGUAAAAUUUAAAUAUUCACACUUAAAUUUUUGACAGGGGACCAUUAGAACAUGGUCAAAAAACUCAGUGGCAGUGAUUUUCAGUUGUACAUAACUAAUCAUGUCACAAUCACUUAUCAACUGUUAGUUAUUUUUAAGAAGACAUUUUAUCAUCUUCAUUUUGUGAUGUUUUUAUAGUUUUGUCUGAUAACAGUUUCUUGCAAAUCAUUCUUAUAUUUCGUUGUAUUUAGUAGUUCAUAUUUAUCCAGGAAAUGUAUCUAUGAUACAAUAAGUACCUGAUGGGAUUCACAAUGUCCCUAUGCUGCAGUGUGAAAAAUUAAAAACAAGAUUAUGUUGAGAACAUCCACAUUUAUGAUGUUAAAAUAUCUUUUUCUCAUGGGAAUGCUUAUGUCUACUUUAUAUUUAACAUACAAAACUGUUCAAGUUUAUUUUUCCACUUUAUAGAGCUGUUGACCUUUCUAGAUUAUUCCUAUUUGCUGGUGAGAGAAUAUUAAUUUUGAGACUGACAUUGUAAGAAUUCAGAUUUUUAACACCCAACACAAAUGCUAUGAACCUGCAGUUGAUUAUAAUGCUUGUGCAGAUAAAUUACUUUCAGAGUUGCAUGGUAGCCAUUUCACUACAGUUCACACAGCAUGUCAUACAUGGUAUCUUCUAAUAACACAAACAAUGUCAGUUCUUGGUGAUUUCCCACAGCUCCCAGUAGCAUAACAUAACAUGCUAAACUUGUAGUUACUCUUUUACUUCAGAGUCUUUUCAUCCGUGUUACCUUCCACCUUGUCCUUAAGUUUAUUUUAACUUUUGAAAUCUUGUAUGUGCAAAUGCCAAAUAAUAAUUGUAAUGGAAUUGCUGUGUUUUACUACAUUUCUCAGCAUUAUAUUUCCAGUCCUCUUAUUCUGUAUAUCCUCACUGUAUGGGUUCACUAUUUUACAGCUUUCAAGCUGAGAGGAAGCUUUUCUCUGAUUUUUGUCAACACUGAUAUCAUAGGAGCCAGAGUAGUAGAGCAUGGUUGAGGACCAUGGUUGUGUACAUCAUGUUGCUUUGAACACUUUACUUUUAAGCUUUUCUGCUUCUCAUUGUAUUUCUUUUAAUAGUAUUCAAUGUAAUUUCAACAACUUUUGUGAUGAAACAUUUUAUAUAGGUUACAUACAAACAAGGUUGUUGUUCACAGUACACUGAAUUUCUAGUUUAUAAUUUUUUAAUCAUUAUAUCCAUCUCAAUUCUAUUCAACAGAGGUUCAGUCAUGACAGAAUUCAUAUAACAGAAGUCUCAUUAGUCAUGCAGUGUGAUGUAAACUCUUGCUAUUAGAUGAAAUAACAAUUUUUUUCCACUUUCAGACUAAUGCUGACUAUUCUACAUUAAUGUUUUUUUUUGUGGUAUACAUUGAUAGUUUAAAAGGCUCACUUGCAUUUUCUAUCUCAUUUCUGUGUAAGGCUACCACUUUCUUCCUUCUCUCCCCCUUCCCCUCUUUCACACCCACCAUCCACCUGCUUCUCCAUGAGCCCACCUUCCAUCCUCAUAAUUCUUGUAACAAUGCUACCCAGAUCUAUCAUUUUUAUAACGCAGCUGUGUUCUGCGAGAUGUUUGUGUAGAAUAUGAUCUACAAGAGUCAUACCAAAUUAUAUAUUAUCUCCACUACUAAUGAAUUUUUUAAAACUUUGUGAAUUGCAAUAGCCUAAGAAUACUUCUGAAAGAAAUACUCUUGAAGCCAUAGCAACUUUCAGAGAUGAAGAUUAGCUCAGAGCCUCCAUUCCAGUACAGAAAUUUUCAACAAUAUCUUUCCUUACCUUUGUAUCAUGCACAUAGCUCUGUUUGGUUGUGAUUUGUAUCUAAUUUAGUCUGGCAUGUAUUUUUACAACAAAUGAACAAUGACAGAAAUCACCUGUCAUCUCCUUGUCAAUUUAUAAUAUACUUAUAUUGAGCCAUGUAAAUUUUUCCAAACUCCGUAAAAUCCCCCAAAUCACCAGUGAAUGUAUGGAGACCUAAUACAUCAGUGUGACUAAAUUUCAAAAAAUACCAUGUGUCAUUAAAAGGUUAACUAAUAUGUUAAAAGAGUAUUUACGUAAUUAACUUACAAUAAUGUGUUCAGAGACAUAUGCCUAAAUGAUUUGUUGGGCUACAGCCACAAAAGAUUUAAAAAGGCAAAGGUGCUGUGUUACUAGAAUGUUAGUAAAAUAUAACUAAAAAUGAUGUAACAUUUUAUAUAAAUAUCUGUAAAACAUCAACAAAUGGUUUUCAUCAUGUGAGCUUUUUAGGAGGACAGAAACUGAUUGGCUGUGACAGAACAUGUGUGAAUGUGCAAUUAUAUCAUUUUUAUGAUAAAUGUGAUCUUCAGCAAUACUGUUUGCAUGUACAACAAGGAAUGAGGAAACUCAUUAGUCAUAGCAGAACACUUUACUACUGGCAACAACUCUUGUUUCCAAGGAAGGAAAUGCUUGUCUUACUUUCAGAAGAUUAAAUACAGUCUCCAGGUUGUUAACUGUUUUAAUGUUAUUUUAAAAUAGCAGUUAGAUUCUCAUGUGUGUUCAUUUUACUAUUUUACAUUCCUAAGUAAAUAUCAUACACUGGAAAAAACAAUUAAAACACCAAAUAUUUUAUGUGUUUGUAAUUGUCAAA
Molecule: messenger RNA, 7462 nt
Organism: Schistocerca serialis cubense
Lineage: Eukaryota; Metazoa; Arthropoda; Insecta; Orthoptera; Acrididae
Exons: 16
Coding region: 21-3611 (1196 amino acids)
Cellular component (GO): perinuclear region of cytoplasm
Molecular function (GO): Hsp70 protein binding; transmembrane transporter binding; zinc ion binding
Source: RefSeq, a predicted model, not a curated record